UCUGCUUUCGCUUGCUGUGCUGUUGCUGUGCUUGCUGUGUUCUCAAUAAUUAUUAUUGAUUGUUUUUAUUUUUUAUUUACAAACAAUUUCAUAUUUAAAUAUAAAUAACUUUAAAAUGGCAAAUAUAACACUAUACGGACAGUGCCGGUGCUGUCUUGCGACGGGCAAUCAUAGAAAUAUAACGAAGGAAUAUUACCAUAACAGUGUGAGAGAAGUAUAUAUGGAUAUCUUUUUGGAUUGUUUUAAUUUAUUCCUAUCCACAAGUAAUGAAAUAAGUUCCUUAAUAUGUAAUUCCUGUAUUGAACAAUUACGAGAAGCGAACAAGUUCAAAACAAUGGUUGUGAAUAACGAACAGAGACUUUUGUCCAUGACAGAUAAAGACACUAUAUUUAUAAAUGUACCAAACAACAUGCAUUCAGAAAUGGAACUAGAUGUAAAAAUGGAGGGAACGUUUAACAUAAAGGCUGAGCCGAGCAGUGAUUUGGAUAACGUCGACAAAUCAGAUGAUCCCGAUUUUGAAAUGAACAACUAUGAUGAUAGUGAUGACUUGAGCGAUGAUGGGCUUAUACAGGGUGAGGCUGAACUUUUAGCUCGGUUUCCAGUGCCCUUCCGAUUGCCAACUAGGGACACUCUGUAUAGCAGUGCUUGUGCGGACUUUGUUAGGCAUUUGGAUCUGCUUAAAGGAAAAAUAAUCACAGCAAAAAUGAUUUCAAACCUCAUCGACGAAUGUGAAAAACACCGUUUGGCCAGCAAAAAGAUUUAUAUAACAGAGAAAAUGGCGCAAAUACUCAACACAUCGAUGAUUCUAGAAAAUUCCAACGUCACACCGUUCAAAAGCAGAAACCGAUCUGGCUUUCCAUGCUUCUAUUGUGGGAGCAUUUACGAUGACCUACUAACUCUAAGAGAACACCAACAGAAAAGUCACUCUAAAUGCGAAAUUAAAAAGGCCCUAAGCGCGUACGGGGCGGAGUGCCUAGUCGUAUAUGUUGAUAUAACUGACCUAAAAUGUACCCUAUGUGACCAAAAAAUACCCAAUUUAAACGAAUUAAAAACACAUUUAAUUCGAAUACACAAGAAAAAAAUGCACACCGACUUCACAGACCGGGUCAUACCUUUCAAAUUGUACCAAGAAAGUGAUAAUAAAUAUGAGUGUCAAUUGUGCGGUUUUACCUUCGAAACUUUCGGUUCAAUAGAACGGCACAUGAACGUGCAUUACAGGAACUAUGUGUGCAAAGAGUGUGGAACGGGUUUCGUGACGAAAUACAGGCUCAAAGUGCAUACAAAAAGCAUGCACGUGGGUGGAAAUUACCCGUGCGAAGUUUGCAAGAAAGUCUUCACGACGCAACAGAAACAUAAGAACCACGUGGAUACAGUACAUAAAAUGGUGAAAAGAUUCAAGUGUCCGCAUUGUAGUGAACGUUUUUCGGAAUAUUUUAGACGGCAAAAGCAUUUAGUGGAAGUGCACGAUAGACCCCCCUUGCAGUAUAAGUGUAAUGUUUGCGACAAAUCAUUUGACAGACGGUAUACCCUAUCCAGACACUUAAAACGCGACCAUUUAGAAGAGAGAGACUAUCAAUGUCAAAUGUGUGCGUACAAAUGUUUCACUAAAAAUGAGUUGAGGGUACACAUGGUUAAACAUAACGGGGAACGAAUUUUCGAGUGUUCGGUGUGUCACAAGUCGUAUGCAAGGAAGAAAACGCUAAGAGAACAUAUGAGGAUACAUAAUAAUGAUAGGCGGUUCGCUUGUGCGGUGUGCGGGCAAGCGUUUGUGCAAAAGUGUAGCUUGAAAGGACAUAUUAAGACUCACCAUGUGGAGUAUAAUUUGCCGAUUUGAAGUUUGGCCUAAAAAAACUCGUGGUUAUGAGACUAUUUUUUUAUAAAUGUUAAUUAAAGACUUACGGAUAUUA
Messenger RNA from Colias croceus (clouded yellow), 1907 nucleotides. RefSeq names its product zinc finger protein 141-like. The record is from RefSeq and is a predicted model, not a curated record. The transcript has 5 exons. Lineage: Eukaryota; Metazoa; Arthropoda; Insecta; Lepidoptera; Pieridae. Gene Ontology annotation, molecular function: zinc ion binding; DNA-binding transcription factor activity; RNA polymerase II cis-regulatory region sequence-specific DNA binding. Gene Ontology annotation, biological process: regulation of transcription by RNA polymerase II. Gene Ontology annotation, cellular component: nucleus. Bases 116 to 1834 code for a protein of 572 amino acids.